GCUUCCUCCUCCUCCUCGUGGAGGACCCCCUCCCUCCCCUCCUCCGUCUCUCCGCCCACUCCGAGCUUCUCCCAGGCAACUUCGGCCCCGCUGCCUCCUUCCUUGACUCUUGUCCCCUCCAAGCGUCCGGACAGGUCUGAGGGACUUCCUCUCUAAGCCCAUCCGAAGGCACUCAGGCAGGCGCCAUGCUGAAGCCCGGCGAGCCCGGCGGGUCGGCCUUCCUGAAGGUGGACCCGGCGUACCUCCAGCACUGGCAGCAGCUCUUCCCUCGCUCCGGGAGCAGCAGCGGCGGCAGCAAAGGCGCGGCGGGGCUCCUGGGCCACCACCUCCCGCACCACCUUCUCCCGCAACUCCCGCCGCCCGAGAGCCCGGCAGACGCGCUCCGGCACCUCCCGGGCCCGCCUUCCUCCUCGUCCUCUUCCUCCUCUUCCUCUGCGCCGUCUUCUUCCUCCUCCACGCCGUCGUCCGCGCCGUCUUCCUGCGCUGCCGUUGCUGCCGCCGCCGCGGCGUCUCUAGCCUCGUUGACCUCGCUCCCGGUGGGCCAGAUCCCCGUCUUCGGCGCUUUGCAGAGCAACAGCGAGGCUCCCGUGGCGUCGGGCCCGGUCUCGUUGCUGCCGGGCAAGGAUUUGGGGGGCGCCGGGGUGGCCAAGGGCAGCGAGAGGAGCCCGGCCCGCUUCCGCUGCACGGCCGAAGAGCUGGACUAUUACCUCUACGGGCAGCAGCGCAUGGAGAUCAUCCCCCUCAACCAGCACACCGGCGACCCCAACAACCGAUGUGAUAUGUGUGCGGAUAAUCGUAAUGGGGAGUGUCCCAUGCAUGGUCCUCUGCACUCUUUGCGGCGCCUGGUUGGCACCAGUAGUGCUGCAGCAGCAGCACCUCCACCAGAAAUCCCUGAGUGGCUUCGGGAUCUGCCACGAGAAGUGUGCCUAUGCACCAGCACAGUGCCAGGGUUGGCCUAUGGCAUCUGUGCGGCUCAGAGGAUUCAGCAGGGCACCUGGAUUGGACCUUUCCAGGGAAUCCUCCUUCUGCCAGAAAAGGUGCAAACAGGAGGAACCAGAAAUACACAGCACCUCUGGGAAAUAUAUGACCAAGAUGGGACACUACAGCACUUUAUUGAUGGUGGGGAGCCCAGUAAGUCAAGUUGGAUGAGGUAUAUUCGAUGUGCAAGGCACUGCGGGGAGCAGAACCUAACUGUAGUCCAGUACAGGUCAAACAUAUUCUACCGAGCUUGCAUGGAUAUUCCCAGGGGAACGGAAUUGUUGGUGUGGUAUAAUGACAGCUACACAUCUUUUUUUGGAAUCCCUUUACAGUGUAUUGCACAGGAUGAGAACUUGAACGUUCCUUCAACAGUAAUGGAAGCCAUGUCAAGGCAAGACAGCCUCCAGCCAUUUAAUAAAAGUAGCAAACUGCCCUCUGCCAUUCCACAGCAGUCCAUAGUAUUUCCACAGACUCCGUGUAAUAGGAAUUUCUCUCUUCUGGAUAAGACAGGCUCUGUGGAAUCAGGAUUUAACCAGAUCAGUGUGAAAAACCAGCGAGUGCUUGCAAGUCCAACAUCAACAAGCCAAUUAAAUUCUGAGUUCAGUGACUGGCACCUUUGGAAAUGUGGGCAGUGCUUUAAGACUUUCACCCAACGGAUCCUCUUACAGAUGCAUGUUUGUACACAGAACCCUGACAGGCCCUAUCAGUGUGGACACUGCUCCCAAUCCUUCUCCCAACCUUCAGAGCUCCGGAACCAUGUAGUCACCCAUUCCAGUGACAGACCUUUCAAGUGUGGCUAUUGCGGUCGUGCCUUUGCUGGUGCUACUACACUCAACAAUCAUAUCCGGACACAUACAGGGGAGAAGCCCUUUAAGUGUGAGAGGUGCGAGAGGAGCUUCACACAGGCCACCCAGCUGAGUCGACACCAGAGGAUGCCCAAUGAGUGCAAGCCAAUAACAGAGAGCACAGAAUCAAUUGAAGUGGAUUAACUGAUUGACUGGUUGGAAUUAAACUGCAAGGAAAGUCAUGAUUAAAUGUCACGGACACUUAAGCAAAACCAAAGAUUUCCUCUGAGCAACUUUCAAUCAGUCCCAGAAAACCAAGACCAGUAAUAAAAUAAGUAAGAUGUUAAGAGAUAUUGAUCCUGGCAUGGAAGUGAAACCAGGGAAGAGAUUAUUUAUUUAUGACUAAGAAUGAAACUGAUUUCAAUGGACAAGAAACCCGGGCCUGCUGGCAUUUCUAGCCCCCUCACCAUGUAUUGCUUUAUUUCUAAAAGCUUUUAUAAUUGUUAUUUAAAUACCAAAGGAACAAUGAUCAAGGGUUCUUAUGCCCAUAGUUAUGACUGUGAAUGCACAUGGACUUGUUUAUUGUGGCACCUUUUUUCAUCAGCAUGACUUAGUGGGUCCAGGUAUAUUCCUCCUUAGCUAGGUUCUGUUGGGUUGCAUUUCUCUUGACCUCUCUCUCUCCUUUUUUUUUAAACAAAGUUUCAACAUGAUGAGAGAGAAAGUGAUCCAGGACCAUCUUCACUCCAACUGAAGACAUUUUACUCCCGUGAUUGCAGAACUCACAAUUUGUGCACUUUUUUGUAUAAAUGUUUUCAUUAACCAGUGUUGCAUUGAUUGAUACAGGAGAUUCAAGAAAUGUUAAAUAAACUUUGUCUCAUAUAUAUAUAUAUAUAUAUAUAUAUAUAUAUAUAUAUAUAUGACAAUUCUGUAGAUGUUCAUGCUGUAAAAAUAUGAGGAAAAGAAACAUUUGAAAUAAUGUAGAAUUUUCAAAUACAGUUCUCUUUAAUGAAUGACACAUAUUAUUCAUAGAUGAUGAAUAAUAGUAUCAAAGAAAUGGUGACACUUUUAACUCUCAUGCUUGAAAACAUAAACGUUAAAAUGGAA
Molecule: messenger RNA, 2867 nt
Organism: Anolis sagrei ordinatus
Lineage: Eukaryota; Metazoa; Chordata; Lepidosauria; Squamata; Anolidae
Gene: PRDM6
Product: PR/SET domain 6
Biological process (GO): regulation of transcription by RNA polymerase II
Cellular component (GO): nucleus
Molecular function (GO): protein binding; RNA polymerase II transcription regulatory region sequence-specific DNA binding; histone methyltransferase activity
Source: RefSeq, a predicted model, not a curated record